GGUACCCGCGAAGGUUCCAGUAACACCAGUGGGAAUGGUGAGAUACGAGAUGGAGGGGAGGGCGGUCUGGGCAAGGACAGUUCCGAUGGUGCCGAUGACCGGGAGGGCCGUCUGAGCGAGGACGGUACCGACGGAGCCGGUAACUGGAAGGGUGCUGAGGCGGGUUCCUGUAAAGGUUCCGGUCGCUCCAGUGGGGAUCGUUACGUAGGAAACGGCCGGGAUAGCAGUCUCGAGAACAACAAUGGCUGGGAUGGCGGUCUGAAGGACAACAGUAGCAAUGCUCUGUCCGGCUCCGGUGGUCGGGAGGGUGACGGUCUGAGUGCCGGUGAAGCUGCCCACGAUGCCACUGGUGACGGUGACGUAGGAAAUGGGACGAAUGGCCGUCUCCAACAACACGGUGCCAACGCUUCCGGUGGCCGGGAGAGUGGUCACCGAGGUGCCAGUGAAGGUUCCAAUGACACCAGUAAUGAUCGUAGUGUAAGAGACAAUAACGGAGCUGGGAAUGGCUGUCUGAAGGACCACGGUUCCCAGGCCUCCUCCAACAGCCGGCAAGGUGGUUGUCUGAGUGCCGGUGAAGCUGCCGGUGAUUCCGCUGGUGACAGUGAGGUAUCCAGUGGGCAGGGCGGUCUGAAGCAGGACGGUUCCGAGACCACUGACGGC
Colletotrichum acutatum is the source of this 660-nucleotide messenger RNA. RefSeq lists its product as uncharacterized. The record is from RefSeq and is a predicted model, not a curated record. The transcript is spliced from 3 exons. The annotation marks the transcript as partial. Lineage: Eukaryota; Fungi; Ascomycota; Sordariomycetes; Glomerellales; Glomerellaceae.